Messenger RNA from Nerophis lumbriciformis (worm pipefish), 2075 nucleotides. RefSeq names its product AVL9 homolog (S. cerevisiase) (gene avl9). Gene Ontology annotation, cellular component: cytoplasm. NCBI's taxonomy places the organism in Eukaryota, Metazoa, Chordata, Actinopteri, Syngnathiformes, Syngnathidae. The record is from RefSeq and is a predicted model, not a curated record.
ACGAGCGAUUGAAUCGUCUUAAUGAGUUAUUUUAAUUCCAAACAGUCGUGUGGGCCGGAAAGCGGAAGUGCGCGGCGGUGACUUCUCUCACUUCCUCUCGCAGUCUGGAGUAGUCUCGACCCGGCUGUCAAGCGCGAGCGAUCUGGCGGAACCAAACGGCGGCUCGUCGCUGUGUUUACACCCGGGCGCCGAACUCCCACAACACCGCAGGGUCGCGAGAACCUCCCCGGGGGUGGGGAUGAGCGGGGACAUGGACGAGCAACGCGGGCCGGUGCUGCACAUCGUGGUGGUCGGCUUCCACCAUAAGAAAGGCUGCCAGGUGGAGUUUUCCUACCCGCCGCUGAUGCCGCACGAAGGUCACGACAGCAACACGCUGCCCGAGGAGUGGAAGUACCUUCCUUUCCUGGCUCUUCCAGACGGAGCUCACAACUACCAGGAAGACACGGUCUACUUCCACCUGCCCCCCCGAGGCGGGGACGACAAGUGCGUCUACGGCGUGUCCUGCUACCGGCAGAUUGAGGCGAAGGCUCUGAAGGUGCGACAGGCGGACGUCACGCGGGAGACGGUGCAGAAGAGCGUCUGCGUGCUGAGCCGUGUGCCUCUCUACGGUCUCCUCCAGGCCAAGCUGCAGCUCAUCACACACGCCUACUUCGAGGAGAAGGACUUCUCCCAGAUCUCCAUCCUGAAGGACCUGUACGAGCACAUGAACGGCUCCCUCAGGGGUUCGGCUCUGGACGGCUCCCAGGUGUUCCUCGGUUUGUCCCCGCGAGACCUCAUCCUGCACUUUAGACACAAGGUCCUCAUCCUCUUCAAGCUCAUCCUGCUGGAGAAGAAGGUGCUCUUCUACCUGUCCCCCGUCAGCAGGCUGGUGGGAACGCUGAUGACCGUCCUGUCCCUGUUCCCAGGUGUGAUCGAGCACGGCCUGGUGGACUCGUCUCACUACAGACCCAAGAGCAGCACGUCCGAGGACCUGCUGGACAGCGUCCCCGGGGCCGAGGGCUUCGUCUCCGUGUCGGCCAGCGACGUCCCGCCGCCGUCCUCGCCCUCCAGGGGCGGCGCCGGCGAUGAUAACAACCACCUGAAGCCGCCGUCCCGCACGUCCCCGGAGUCCUCCGAGAGCGACUGGGAGACCCUGGACCCCGGCGUGUUGGAGGAGGGGCCCAAGGACGAGGGGAAGGAGGCGGCGCCGGACGCCUUCGAGUCCAAGCCGACCACGCCCAUCACGGCGCAGCCCAUCGGCGGGCAGGGAGGGGUGACGCAGGGGCUGGUGUCGGGUCUGGAGGAGGACCAGUACGGACUGCCGCUCGCCAUUUUCACCAAAGGUUACUUGUGUCUGCCCUACAUGGCGCUGCAGCAGCACCACCUCCUGCUGGACGUGGCGGUGCGCGGCUUCGUUGCCGGGGCGACCAACAUCCUCUUCCGCCAGCAGAGGCACCUCAGCGACGCCGUCAUCGAGGUGGAGGACGCGGCGGUCCACAUCCAGGACGCCGAGCUGCGCAAGACCCUCAGCCUGACCACGGCCGACCUGCGCUUCGCCGACUACCUGGUCAAGCACGUGACGGAGAACCGCGACGACGUCUUCCUGGACGGCACGGGCUGGGAGGGCGGGGACGAGUGGAUCCGGGCGCAGUUCACGCUCUACAUCCACGCCCUGCUGGCGUCCUCCCUGCAGCAAGAUAACGAGAGGCUGCUGGCGGAUUACGGCGCUCCCUUCAUCACCGCCUGGAAGAUCACACACAACUACCGCCUGUGGCACAGCAACGCGCACCCCGCCAUGGCCGCCGUCACCCCGGGACAUCCUUUCCAGGGACAGUACAGCGUGGCCGAUGUCAAACUUCGACUGUCGCACUCGGUGAACAGCAGCGAGCGAGGGAAGAAGCUGGGGAACGCCAUGAUGACCACCAGCAGGAGCGUGGUGCAGACCAGCAAGGCCGUGGGUCAGUCGGUGGGCGGAGCCUUGACCAGCGCCAAGUCGGCCAUGUCCUCGUGGUUCUCCACCCUGGCCCAGCCCGCCGCGGGGUCCCAGCCGGGAGAGCCCGAGCCCGCCACGGAAGUCAAACCCUGACCACGUCCCG